Molecule: messenger RNA, 1560 nt
Organism: Carica papaya (papaya)
Lineage: Eukaryota; Viridiplantae; Streptophyta; Magnoliopsida; Brassicales; Caricaceae
Source: RefSeq, a predicted model, not a curated record
CACUCUCGUCUCCCUUUUAUUAUAUUCGGGCAUUUUCCUUAAGCAAAUGAUCAAAUUGAUGUCGGUUUCUUUCUAAUUAUCACGUUCAAAUGCCGAUUUACCACUUCUGGUCUUUGAUCAGGAAGAUGCGGGGUUGGUGAAUUUCGUGGUGCCAAUUCUGCAGUCAAAACUGUUUUGUUGAUUUACUUGCUUUAUCUAACUUUGGAGCGAAGGCAGAAGAAAUCAGUUUCUUAGAUUCUGUGGGGGGAUUUAUAGUCUACUAAUGGGUGCCCCUAAGCAGAAGUGGACGGCAGAAGAAGAAGCAGCACUUAAAGCUGGAGUACUUAAGCAUGGGACUGGCAAAUGGCGUACAAUACUUUCAGAUCCCGUGUUUAGUGCCACAUUGCAGUCUCGCUCGAAUGUGGAUCUUAAGGAUAAAUGGAGAAAUAUAAAUGUCACAGCAAUAUGGGGAUCUAGGAAGAAGGCUAAGCUUGCACUUAAAAGGAUUCCAAUUCCUAAACAAGAUGAAAAUGCAAUGACUUUGAUCAACGUAUCCCACAAUGCGGAAGAAAUAGUAGAUGCUAAGCCUCUUGCUAUUUCUAGUGGGACAUCAAGAGCUGAUGGUUUGAAGAAACCAAUUCCGAGUUUGGAUAAUCUUGUAUUAGAUGCCAUCACCAACUUGAAGGAGUUACGUGGAUCUGACAGGGCUUCAAUUUUUGAAUAUAUAGAGGAGCACUAUCGAACACCAACAAACAUUAAAAGGCUGGUGGCUACAAAAUUGAAGCAUUUAACUGCAAAUGGCACAUUGAUCAAGAUUAAGCACAAGUACAGGAUUGCCCCCAGUUCAGCAAUUGCUGGAGUUAAAAAGAAGUCUCCUCCAUUGGUUUUUGAAGGAAGGCAGAAGGAUUCUUUGAAACAAGAGAAAAGUAUCAACAUUCUUACUAAAUCCCAGAUUGAUGGAGAGCUAUUAAAGAUAAAGGGAAUGACUGCUCAAGAGGCUGCAGCAGCCGCUGCACGAGCAGUUGCAGAGGCAGAAGUUGCAAUUGCGGAGGCUGAAGAGGCGGCAAGGGAGGCAGAGAAAGCAGAAGCAGAGGCAGAAGCAGCACAAAUAUUUGCCAAAGCAGCAUUUAAGGCUUUGAAAUAUAAGACACUUCGUACCUGAUGGCAUGAAGUGGAUAUCCUGUCUUAGGUGAUGGUACAGCAUGUGAAAUGCACAAGGUGCAGAUGUCAAAUCUAACUGGCAUGAUACAUACAUAUCUAAGGACACCAUGUCAGUUAACUGUAAAUAUAUCAUCAGGCUUGUAAAUGUGGAAUAUGUGAGAUUAAUCUCUGAAUACAGUUUUUGUUUCUGUGGAAUGAUUUCCAUAGGAGCUUCUUAUAGGCUUAAUUUCAAAAAGUUUUUAUGAUGAGGGAGUAAGGAAUUAGUAGAAGAAAUAGAAGAUUGUGAUGUCGUAUUAGAUUUAUGGUCAAUGUAUUACUGACAGUUCAUGACGAGGAAGAGUGAAUACUGAAAACUGUCGUUUCACAAAUGGCUUUCUGGAAGCAAUAUGAAAGGUUUCUGUGCGGUGUUAAUACUGGAAA